AUGAGCUCUUUAAUGGAAAAUUAAUGUUGGCGAUUUCUUAAAAUCAACUAGAUCCUUCCCUUUCGAACUGUACCAGGCCCCUUAGAAUGGUGAUCUCCGAAUUGUUGGAGCCAUUUUUGCUGACAAAGUUUUCUAUCAGCUAGAACACUAUUUAACGUGAUAUUAAGCUGAAAAUAUCAUAGGAUUCUAAAGUAAAACAAUGCUUCCAAAUAGAAUACAAAACAAAAUGGCUCUGUACACGACGAUGGUUGUUUUUAUUGUUCUUCACUGGUCCUCUCUCGUUUCUGGUCACGGACGUCUCUUAGAACCGCCUUCGAGGUCCAGUAUGUGGCGCUUCGGUUUCAAAACGAAGCCAAAUUACAAUGACAACGAAUUAUUUUGUGGCGGAUAUACGGUUCAGUGGCAAAGAAAUGGUGGCAAGUGCGGCAUAUGUGGAGAUGCUUGGGAUGCUCCAAAGCCCCGACCUAAUGAAGCUGGCGGAAUUUAUGGCAAAGGAAUCAUUGUCAGGAAUUAUAAACCUGGACAGGAAGUUAAAUCUAUUGUGGAGCUGACAGCAAAUCACAAAGGUUUCUUUGAAUUUAAAUUGUGUCCUCACAAUGAUCCUAAGACUGUGGCCACUCAGGAUUGUCUUGAUCAAUAUCUACUUGAACUUGCUGAUGGUUCAGGAACCAAAUACUAUCCUUCUACGAGGACGGGCAAAUUUGUGGUGAAUUUAAGAUUGCCUCAGCAUCUCACAUGCUCGCAGUGUGUCUUUCAAUGGACUUAUACAGCAGGAAAUAACUGGGGACGUUGCGACAAUGGAACAUCGAAAGUUGGAUGUGGACCUCAAGAGACUUUCAGAGGUUGUGCUGAUGUUGCCAUUGGCGAUUUUGAGUCUAACGACAUUUUUACUUACAUUGAGAAAUCUCCGGUCAAAAAGACCAUUUCUGCUAUUCCUCCUAGAAGACAGACAACUCUCCGACCAAGGUACAGGCCAAGACCAACCAGAGUUUCGACGCCAAGGAGGCUAUCUUACAACAACCGCCCAAUUACCAGUCGUAGACCUUAUCAACGAAGACCCAAGCCAACUAGACCACAAAGCUACAAUGUGCCAAGCAGAAAUUACAGCACAAGGAGACCAGCAUUCGCCACAAGACCUACUCCAUAUAGAAACAUCUAUACUCCAAGACCAACACCAUACAGGCCAUUUGAUACAAAGAUUCACGCUACUAAGAAACCUAGACCAACUUACAAGCCCAAAGUAUCUCCCAUGAAAUCCAAUGCAAAUCGAGAAACUGAGGGAAGUGGAUGCAAGGCUGUUGGUGUGUGGGCAUCUAUAUCUGGUAUAGCUAGCUGGUGUAAUACCAAUUGUGCAAGAGGAUACUGCCCCUCAUCUCACUGCAAUUGCAGUUAAUUGACUGAACUAAAUAUAAUUGGCAUCUGUUUUUAGCUGAUGAGAAAAUGGCCAUCGAUACUCUUGGGACUUUUUAAUAUCGGAAUUGUUGAAUUCCGAAUUUUUUGCACAAAUUGUGUUAUUCAUUGUCUAAUCCGUUUUUUUUUAUCAUCGCUGGUUGAUGAAUUUUUGUUCGUAAUUCAAUGUUCUAGUUUACCUAUGUGGUUGUAGUUGAUUUUACUGUUUCUACAUUUUCAAUUAAUGUUAUUUAUUAUAUCAAAGCUGUGUCAGUAUUUCGUCUUGUGGAUAUUUGUAUGUUUUAUACAUGAAAAAUAAAUAUUUAUUAAUUAGG
Argiope bruennichi is the source of this 1724-nucleotide messenger RNA. RefSeq lists its product as uncharacterized. Bases 200 to 1393 code for a protein of 397 amino acids. Lineage: Eukaryota; Metazoa; Arthropoda; Arachnida; Araneae; Araneidae. The transcript has 6 exons. The record is from RefSeq and is a predicted model, not a curated record.